AUGAAACUGGCUAUCUGCAACGAAAUGUUUGAGGAUUGGCAGAUCGAAGAUGUCUUUUCGUGCGCUGCCAAACUCGGCUACGAUGCGGUGGAGCUUGCACCUUUCACGCUCGCGGAAUCGGUGUUGGACAUCAGCCAAACCGAGAGAGAUCGCAUCCGAAAAGCGGCGGAUGCAGCGAAGAUUGAAAUCGCCGGACUUCACUGGCUGUUGGUCUCGCCAAAGGGGUUGCACGUCAAUCACCCCGAUGGAGCCAUCCGCGAGAAAACACGGGACUAUUUUUUCGCGCUGAUUGCGUGUUGCGCCGAUCUGGGUGGAAGAUUAUGGUCAUCGGUUCGCCCAAUGAACGCAACAUACUGGAUCCACUGA
Messenger RNA from Geodia barretti, 366 nucleotides. Lineage: Eukaryota; Metazoa; Porifera; Demospongiae; Tetractinellida; Geodiidae. The record is from the annotation of a GenBank genome assembly.